CAGCAGAGACCCACAGGGAAGAAAUCUCACUUCUGCUCUGACUGUGGGAAAGGUUGCAAAUCUUCAUCAGAACUUAAAAUACACCAGCGAGUACACACAGGAGAGAAAUCUCACUGCUGCUCUGACUAUGGUAAAAGAUUAAACUCUUCAGUAAAACUUAAAAUACAUCAAAGAUUACACAAAAGAGACAAACCAUAUGGCUGUGCUCAAUGUGGGAAGAGUUUUUCUUCAUCUAGCUAUCUCAUUGUACACAAGAGAACACACACAGGAGAGAUACCUUAUAACUGUGAUCAAUGUGGGAAGAGUUUUACUUCAUCUGGCCAGCUGACGUUACACCAGAGAACACACACAGGAGAGAAAUUGUAUAGCUGUGAUCAAUGUGGGAAGAGUUUUACUCGAUCUGACCAUCUGACUUUACACCAGAGAAUACACACAGGAGAGAAGUCUUAUAGCUGUGAACAAUGUGGGAAGAGUUUUACUAGAUCUGACCAUCUGACUUUACACCAGAGGAUACACACAGGAGAGAAAUCUUAUAGCUGUGAUCAAUGUGGGAAGAGUUUUACUAGAUCUGACCAUCUGACUUUACACCAGAGAAUACACACAGGAGAGAAACCGUUUAGCUGUGCUCAAUGUGGGAAGAGUUUUACGACAUCUAGCUAUCUGACUAUACACCAGCGGACACACACAGGAGAGAAACCUUAUAGCUGUAAUCAAUGUGGGAAGAGAUACUCUGGUAAAAGAUCUCUGAUUAAACAUCAGAAAAUACAUGAAGGAGUUGUUUCAUGAUAUCAAUGAAAUAAUGUCACAAUGUAGAAUGUUUUAACAUAAUGUCACAAUGUAGAACCCUAAAUGUUUCUCCCCUCCCUGUUCUAUUAAUUUCCACAUUAAAUGGAUAUUAGCCUCAGGGGAAAAAUCUAGGCUCUGAAUUGAAAGAGUACUAUGAUGUCACAAUGUAGAAUCCUUUAUUUAUGAGAUUUAACAAAAAGUGACAACAAAAAGAGUUGUUACACUGACCACGUUGGCCACCCCUACAUUUAAAUGCAUCACUCCAAAAUGUAGCUGACUGUCUUCUGCAGGUUGCCCUCUAACCAGUGAGGUGAAAUAUAUCUCCCAUUUCCAUUUGUUUUUUUAGUUGUGUUCGUCUCAACAGCACGUACAACCUGAUUUCCCCCCUAAUCGAUAUCAUUGAUUUAUUGCCACUUGUCAAAACAACAGCGUUUCUGGUGCUUGUGCAGUUUAUUUCAGGUGCUUGUUUAAGAAAAAUUCAAGUAAUAUGAUUAUUGUGGAAGAUGUUUGUGUAUAUAGCACAUUUUAUGUUUAGGCUUUCAAUAUAUCACAAACUGUUUCUGCAUAUUGGUUAUUGAUAAUGGAAUGUAUAUGUUUAAGGUAAUGACUAAAGGAUUCCACCCUGAAACGUAUAACUGUGUAAAGAAUUAGAAUUAAUAGACUGUAAUUCUCUAAUGUGUGUGCGUAGGACAAGUUAAGACUUUACUAUUUAGCAAUUCAAGUGAGACAUUCAAGGAAAAGAGGAACUGUUAACAGACAGCUUGUGACAGACAACUUGUGACCACUGUAAAACUGAUAACAGGAAGGAGGUCUCCCCACCCAGGGAGGGGAGAAACCGUUAGGCUUGCAGUAGAUUAUGUAACAUGUUUCAGGAUAUGAUAAGCAAUGUAUGUGUUGGAGAAGACUUGUAACCAGCAUUGACAGUGUUUGAGAAGAGUAGGGGUAUUUAUAUGACCAAAUGUGAGGUAUAAAAGGCUAUGUGCUUGUAUGGUUUUCGGAGCUCUCUGAAUAAAGAACUUACCCUUUGCAGAAA
Molecule: messenger RNA, 1819 nt
Organism: Oncorhynchus mykiss (rainbow trout)
Lineage: Eukaryota; Metazoa; Chordata; Actinopteri; Salmoniformes; Salmonidae
Source: RefSeq, a predicted model, not a curated record